GUCUGCUUGAAUGCACUGCUCAUUAGAUGGUAAACCAUCACAUAUGCAGAGAAUAUACUCCGGCUAUACAGGACAUCUAGUCUAGACUGCUUAGACUUAACAGUCACUGUGGGUAAAGUAUUUAUUUUUUUUUUUUUUGGAAGAACCUGAAGGAUAUAUAACAGGAAGUGAGUUUUUUUUUUUUUUAAAAUUAUUAUUAUUAAAAAGAGAAGAUUUCCAGCUUUCCAAACCAGGGCAGAGACAACAUCCAGUUAAGAUGUUUUCAACAGAGCCUCCUGUCAGCAGGCACACUUUACAGAGCUCGAACGGCACCAAUGCCACAAACGACGAAUUCCUGGAUUCAGAAUUCCGCUACACACUCUUCCCGGCUUUCUACAGCGUGGUGUUUGUAAUUGGACUGGUAGCUAACGUGUACGCCCUCUAUGUCCUGCAUCACAUGCGAGAGUCCAGAGCUAUGAGUGAGAUGCGCAUCUACAUGACCAACCUGACGAUGGCGGACCUGCUAUUCGUCUGUGUGCUUCCCUUCUGGAUUGGCUAUUAUAAAAACCAAGGCAAUUGGACGUACUCGGACCCAUUGUGCCGCAUCAGCGGCUCACUGUUCUUCAUCAACACCUAUUGCUCCAUUAUCUUCCUCACCGUCAUCAGCAUCAAUCGCUACUGGGCUGUGACUCAGCCACUGGUGGCCGCCUCCUCCGACUGCUGGAAACGUGGCACUGUUGUCUCAGUGAUCACCUGGGGUAUUACCCUGGCGAUGGCAGCCAAACAGCUUCUUGAACCUGGGAUCCAGAAAGACCCGAGAAAAGGAAUCCUGAGAUGCUUCGAAGGCUAUCAAAAUCAUGAUACAGAUUCCAGGCUCUCUGUCGUUAUUAUCCACUUCAUCAUCAUUGGCCUGUUCUUUGCAGUCUUCCUCCUUGUGGUGUUGUGCAACGUGCGUAUCGCUUGCGCCCUCCUCACGCAGCCCAUCAGUCAGCCCCGACCCAGUACAGGAAGACGUCCCCACGGUACCAAACGCCGCGCCUUGCGGAUGCUGUGUGCGGUUGUAGGUGUGUUUGUUAUUUGUUUUGUUCCGCAUCACGUGGUCCAGGGACCCUGGACGCUGGCUGUUCUGAGGAUAACCAACUGGAGUGAGGAAACCAGGCAGUAUCUCAACGACGCCCACCAAGUCACGCUGGUCCUCAUGGGGUUGAACUGCAUCCUGGAUCCGAUUGUAUACUGCUUCUCUACCAGGAAGUUCCGCAUAUACAUCCAGGAUCAUUUCAAGAAAGUGAAGAAGGGGAAAGCCUGCUCCACACACACCAGCACCACAGGCUUGUCUGUGAAAAUCAGGAAUCAGUGUGAAGAACUGAGCGUUUUUGAAGUGAAGGAGGAGCAGAAGGAGUCAUUUUAGCAGUCUGGGAUAUCAAGCAAAGACUAUAAGCCUUUGUCUAGGCUAGAAGAAAUUUUCAUCCAGAAGGAGAAAUGAACUCCUGCUAGCAUCUGUAGCAGGAGGUAGUCGAACAGCAUUGUGGGAAAUGUAUGAAACUGUUAAAAAUGCCUGUGAGGAACAUUUGAGAAGCUGAAAAGGUCAACCUGGUAUUUCAUUGCUCUGGUCUCUUUCAGCAUGAAAUCUUGGACACUUUCUAGGAUCACAUGUUAAUUGUAAUGACUCAGGGUGAAUUGUUUUGCAUGAAGCAGUUGGCUAGUAGCUAAUUCCAUAAUUAUUUUGGCACUCUCCAUUUCAAGAUUUUAAAGACCCAGACAUUGUUCCAACCUUUCAAAUAUUAACAGUUUUGUUUCGGACUUCCCAUUUUUCUCUGAAUUUCACAAGGCUGGUUUUGUUUGUGUGUGUGUGUGUUCCUCAAAAGACAGGAAGUAGAGUAUCCUUUGGUCUAACCCAUCCCUCUUACUUAUAUGAAUCACACCACCAGUGCUCAAACCACUAGCUUUUUUCCAAACUUUAAAAUUCUUCAGCUAAUUUCACAUUUUAACAGAAUAUAUUUAUUCUUUUUACCUCAGUAGUUGCUCAGGGAGAGGAUUGUGCAUGUUCGUGGGUUUGUCACAGGAUGUAUAUGAUGUUUGUGUCUUGAAUGUUGGAGUGAAGUCACUUUAGAUGUCCUAAACAUGUACAGAACCAUGUCUUUCCUUUUUGGUGUAAAUCCAAACAGAAAUCUAUUAUUACAGACGUUUUCAAAGGUAUAUACUAUAUUAUGUUCAUAUAUAUAUAUAUAUACUCUAUUUUUGCAUUUUUUUUAAUUUGCAGUGUUGAUGAAGUAUCAGUGCACUUAACUGUUAAAUAAACUGUCUAAACCUUCCUUUGUUCUUUC
This is a messenger RNA of Hemibagrus wyckioides, 2303 nucleotides long. It is a transcript of the gene ptafr, whose product is annotated as platelet-activating factor receptor. Lineage: Eukaryota; Metazoa; Chordata; Actinopteri; Siluriformes; Bagridae. The transcript is spliced from 2 exons. The record is from RefSeq and is a predicted model, not a curated record. Gene Ontology annotation, cellular component: membrane. Bases 257 to 1387 code for a protein of 376 amino acids. Gene Ontology annotation, biological process: G protein-coupled receptor signaling pathway; chemotaxis. Gene Ontology annotation, molecular function: G protein-coupled purinergic nucleotide receptor activity; platelet activating factor receptor activity.